UGCUUUAAAAUUUCUUAUAUCCGGUACAGUGUACACGUGCUUGAAGGACACAGCAAAAUUAUACUAUUAUAAAACUUAAAAUAGUUAUACGAAAUGUUCGCACGCCAGUCGUGUUGUAUUACAAAGCUACAGAAGAUAUGUCAAGUUGGUGUUAACUUCCCGCAAGGAAUUAUCAUCAAGCGGCAAAAAUUUGACAAAAGAGAAGCUGGUUUGUGGGUUAAAACAAAUACUGAUAGGGCCUUGGAUCACUUUGAUGAUUUUUACGGCACUUUUUAUGGAAACCUUUGGCAGUCCACCAGACUUGCAAUGUUGUCUGCGCCCAAGCACUGUGCUCUUGUCAACUACUAUGCUGAUUAUGAAAAAACCAUAAAGAAUUUGAAGGAUAUGGGGUGCAUUGAGAUUCAAGAAUUUUAUGAGGAAAGCCGAUCCAAAAAAACAAAAAAGAGACGAACCCUAGCAAAUAGACCCACAGACAUGAUUGAAGAAGACAUUGGUGCUGGUGCUGAUGAUAAUGGAAAUGUUCAGGUGUUCACAGAUGAUAGAGUUGUAUCACCUGGCCAGGGUAGCUCUGCCUUUUUAAAUUUUGUGCCAACUACAAAAAUAAAAGGGAUGGAAGAUUGGUUGGAAGAAGAAGAUCAAUUCAAAUAUGUGAAACCAACUCAGGAUUUUGUGAUUGAAAAGCAAGUGGAUGAGCACCUGGAUUUCCCCCCUCUGCUUAGAGCUUUUGUUUUUCCGCGUGGAGACAUCUCUCGAUUUCCUCCUCCAAAACGGAGCAGUCUUGGCACUUCGAAUUAUUACUUGAUGGACGCUGCCUCCCUCCUUCCUGUGUUGGCAUUAAACCUACAACCUACCGAAUCCGUCUUAGAUUUGUGCGCAGCUCCUGGUGGAAAGUCUCUGGCCAUAUUACAGACAGUGUAUCCUAACGUUCUCGUCUGUAACGACAUAACAAUUUCUCGAGUUGCCCGACUCAAGGAUGUCCUAAGACAGUAUCUAGGACAAACCCAAUCUUGGAAGGACCACCUUGAAAUCCGGACUUCGAAUGCUAUAGAUUGGAACGAAUUUAAAGCGUUUGACAAAGUUCUUGUGGACGUCCCUUGCACCAACGACAGGCAUUCAGUCAUGGAAAAUGACAACAAUUAUUUCAAAAAAGAUCGCAUGAAAGAACGCAUCAGCUUGCCUGAAACCCAAUCUGCUCUUCUCUGCUCCGGAAUUCGAGCGUGUAAGCCCGGUGGCACUAUCGUCUAUUCCACGUGUAGCCUUUCGCCCAUUCAGAAUGACGGUGUCGUUCAUAUGGCAAUAAAGCAGCUAAAAGAAUUUUACAAUAUCGAUACGGUCGUCAAGGAUAUGUCGAUGACUGUCAAACACUUCAAGUUCCUUUGCCGUUUUGCCCCAUCAUCCUCGCUCCGCUAUGGCCAGGUGGCGCUUCCGUCCAUUGUCAACAACUUUGGACCCAUGUACAUUUCCAAGUUGCAGCGAGUCAAUUAAUCUUCUUUGUCAUCUGAGGCCAUCUUGAUAACAUGGCGGCCUGUCGACAGUUUCCCUUUUUAGGUAUUUGUUAAAAAACAACAACAAAUGAUUGAAUAUUCGAGUUUUGCAUGAUUGAGCCAUUCUUUUCUUAGCGCUAAGAUCGUUCUUCACUUUGUACUGUAUUUCAUUGUAAAUGAAACUUCCAGCGGAUGUUUUUCACACAAACAAA
This is a messenger RNA of Daphnia magna, 1696 nucleotides long. RefSeq names its product 5-methylcytosine rRNA methyltransferase NSUN4. Gene Ontology annotation, molecular function: methyltransferase activity. Bases 94 to 1485 code for a protein of 463 amino acids. The record is from RefSeq and is a predicted model, not a curated record. The transcript is spliced from 7 exons. Lineage: Eukaryota; Metazoa; Arthropoda; Branchiopoda; Diplostraca; Daphniidae. Gene Ontology annotation, biological process: RNA methylation.